Labeo rohita (rohu) is the source of this 2941-nucleotide messenger RNA. RefSeq names its product prostaglandin E receptor 1a (subtype EP1) (gene ptger1a). Gene Ontology annotation, cellular component: plasma membrane. The transcript is spliced from 3 exons. Gene Ontology annotation, molecular function: prostaglandin E receptor activity; thromboxane receptor activity. NCBI's taxonomy places the organism in Eukaryota, Metazoa, Chordata, Actinopteri, Cypriniformes, Cyprinidae. Gene Ontology annotation, biological process: inflammatory response; adenylate cyclase-activating G protein-coupled receptor signaling pathway; positive regulation of cytosolic calcium ion concentration. The record is from RefSeq and is a predicted model, not a curated record. The coding region runs from base 473 to 1594 and encodes 373 amino acids.
AAGCGGCUGUUCCGAGUGCGCGCGUCCGUCCGAUGGUGGAAUGUACCGCCGAGAAACUACGAACCUAUAAAUCUGCAUUUCGUCAUUUAAAACGACAUAUUGUCCUCUUAUGCGGAAAUAUUUUUUUUUUUAACCUAGCUGAACCUGCAUUACUUUUUUCUUUUAUUAAAGAUGACCAGGCGCUCGUAUGGAAUAUACGGAUAUGACGAUGCACCCUUUUUCUUCUGCAUUUACUAGUUACCCAUAUAACAUUUUUUAUACAUAAUUUUAUUUUUUAACAGUAAUAUACAUUUUAUUUAAUUUAAAGUAUCUUUACUUUUGUAUAUAAAAUGAUUACAAACUAGAACAACAAAAAGUUUUUUACCUUUUACGCACGCGAGCAAGCUUGUUUUUGACAUGGUGUUGGAUAUUCGUUGACGCAGCUCUACAUGAAGAUGGGAGCCCCGCAGCAGCACACUCCUUUGAGUUAGUCAUGCAUCACUGCAAUUCAUCAGGCGCUGCGCCACUCAGCCCAUUUUCCAAUGACAGUCAGUGGGAAGGACGGCCGACCUCUCCAUCACUUGCGGAUUCUGGGAAUGUCACCUCGGAGAGACCCAUCCUGAGCGGCCCCAUAGCUGCGAUGCUCUCGAUGACCCUGGGGAUCCUGUCUAACAUUGUGGCUUUACUCAUCCUUGCGAACGCGUACGCCCGCCUACGUCGACGAUCCAAGGCCUUUCUCCUGUUUGCCAGCUCUCUGGUGGCCACAGACUUUGUGGGACAUGUAAUACCUGGCUCAAUAGUCAUGAGGCUGUAUCUUUCAGGAGGUGUACCCUCUGAAGAAUACAACCGGCCGGACCCACUAUGCCAGUUUCUAGGAGGCAGCAUGGUGUUUUUCGGACUGUGUCCGCUCUUUCUUGGUUGCGCCAUGGCAGCCGAAAGGUGUUUAGGGGUGACAAAGCCACUGCUCCAUGCAUCUCUGGUUACGACCACAAGGACUAAGCUCUCUCUUUCUGUGAUAUGGUUAGCAGCUCUUUGCGUUGCCCUUCUGCCCUGCUUUCAGCUAGGUUCAUACACCUACCAGUAUCCUGGAACCUGGUGUUUUAUUAAAGUGCUGGAUGACACAGAGAAAGCAGACGUGGCGUUUGUUAUGUUGUUCUCAGGACUGGGGUUGACAUCCCUUGCUGUUGCUUUGGUCUGUAACACCAUAAGUGGACUGACGCUGGUGGUAGCGAGGAUACGAAAGAAACCCUGUAACCGUCGGUCAGCUCGAUCCCAUGAUAUUGAGAUGGUGGUGCAACUUGUGGGCAUUAUGGUCACAUCUUGUAUCUGCUGGAGCCCUCUUCUGAUUGUUGGCCUAAUUACAGUGAAGCAGUCGUUUGAGGGCUCUAUCGGAGAUGACCUUGCCACCUACAAAACCCUAAUGAUAAUGGGGGUGCGAAUAGCGUCCUGGAACCAGAUACUGGACCCGUGGGUCUACAUUCUUCUUCGUCGUUCCGUCCUCCAAAAGAUUUACUUCCUCACCAAACGUCCAAAAGAUUUUAAGGAAAGUACUUUUCGCUGCUGGGAGAUCCAUUCCUUCCCCAGUUCUGAGAAGAAUACUGUCAGUAGAGUCUGAGUCCGAGUAUACAUCAAUAAAAACAGGAGGCCUACUCAGUGUCAGUCAGCUCUACCAUAGAGAAUCUCAAUGGGUUCUUUAUUAAAGCAUGUGCUGCACUCUCAGUGUUAAGAAUGUAUUUAUUUAAGCAGUUUUGCACAAAGAUAAAUCAAGCAUGAGAUGAACAUUCCUAUUACUCCCUGUAAAGCACUAAUGAUAAGAAUUUAGCUGGAAACAUUCAUGCCAGUGAAAGAGAGAACAGCAAUUAUUUGCUGUCUUGGGCCUUCAGUAAAGAAAAUACAUUGGAGUUAGUAAUUCAUCCAGCAUAUUAUAGCUUUAGAUCUGGGACAUGAAAACCGACAUGACAGUGACAAAUGGCAUAAAAAAAAUUGAAUCUUUUUAAAAGAAAUGUUCAUCUAAUCAGAGGUUUUGUACAGCAUGAUCAUAAACAAUAUGUCAACUGUGAGGUAAACUCAUAAUUUUAUGUGGUGAACAUUAUUUUCCCUUGUAGAAGGGGAAGACAGUUUUCCCUUGUGUUUGUCUUGCAUAUAUGUUACUGUGCAAAAAUGCUCAUGUUCAUAUUAUUGUAUAAUUUAUUUCUUGUGUUAUCCCUCCAAUUUUCUGGAGGUUUUUAAUAUUGUUAUUUUACAUUGAAAACCAUUAUAAUAAAGCAAAACAAACUUACUGUUUUUUAAUUUAAUUUCUGUUGCUGCCCAUGAAAUCAGUUUUAUACACUUUUAUUUUUCACUUUGUAACUAAUGUGAUGCAUGAACUUGACUACACCAGGCUCAAACUUCAAAUAAAUAAACAAACAGAAUAUUCCAAAAGCCAGAAUAAUGAUACCCACACUUUAAAAAAAUGCUGGGUUAAAAACAACCCAGUGCUGGGUGAAAUAUAUGUUCCACCGACUAUGUUUUGAUCCACAGCGGUUAAAUGUUUAUCUAACUCAGCUGUUGCUUAAAAAUGACUAUAUUUCUUGCUUAAAAGGACCCAAAAUAGGUUGGAAAUGUAUUAAUAUAUGUGAACCUGGACCACAAAACCAGUUAUAAGUAGCACAAGUAUAUUUGUAGCAAUAGCCAAAUAAUACCUUGUAUGUGUGAAAAUGAUACAUUUUUCUUUUUUUGCCAAAAAUCAUUAGGAUAUUAAUUAAAGAUCAUGUUCCAUGAAGAUAUUUUGUAAAUUUCCUACCAUAAAAAUAUCAAAACUUCAUUUUUAGUAAUAUGCAUUGCUAAGAACUUAAUUUGGACAACUUUAAAGGUGAUUUUCUCAAUAUUUGGAUUUUUGACCCUUAUGACAGGUUUUGUGGUCCAGGGUCACAUAUGUUCAAUAAAUGAUCAUUCAACAAUAGUUGAGUUAAAUAAAACUACC